AAAGGCUCACGCUUUUUCUAACUAUCAUGAUUCAUCGUCGUCCGUCUGUUUCUUUUGAUGGUGCUGCGAUUUCCAUGGAUGACACCACGAACAGAACAGAAUAUUCAUAAGAACAAAUUACUAACCAAACCCAUCUUCCAAGUUUUCUUCUUUUUCUCUCUCUCUCUCUCUCUCUCUCUCUCUAAACUUUUCCUUUUGACCAUUGCAUGCCUACCCGAUUGGGAAACUCUUCCUCUAGUUAUUAUUGAUCUUUCUUCCAACAGCUAUUUAUUUCCCGAUCCAAAAUUUGGGGUCGAUUAACAUCGAAAGGUUUCAAUUUUGCGAAUCAAUUUAGGGAAAUUUUCAGUUUUUAUUUUUAUUUUUUUGUGAUGGCUGCUUACGCGAAUUAUCUCCGGCUAGCACGACUUGGAGGAACUAGUUCAGGUGUAGUAAACAUGUCAACCCUCAGAUCAAUCGGUGGUUCUCCAAACCCGACAUUUGACAAGACUCUGUUCGAUCACCACGAGAUUCGUUCCUCUUCUUCUUUGCCGUUAGUAUCAUAUUCACCUUACAGACAAUUCCACGCCAGAUUCAUCUCUCAACUUAUCAAAACCAAUGGGAAGCGUUUGUUUCUUGUCGAUACACUCGCUUUGGUUAGGAGCUUAGAAGCACAAGGCCUGCCUUCAAAGCAAGCUGAGGCAAUAACCGCUGCUAUAACUGAAGUUCUUAACGAUAGCUUAGGUGUUGUUUCACAGUUGGUUGUCUCCAAGGGAGAGAUGCAGAAAGCUGAAAUGACGCAGGAAUCAAACUUAUCCAAGUUCAAAAGUGAGAUUAACAGUUCACUGGACCACCAUUUCUCUUUGCUGCAACACGAGAAUGAGAAACUCCGUAAUGACAUAGAGCGAAUCCGCUCUGAUAUAAGACACGAGAUUGACAAAGUCACAGCAGGACAACGGUUGGACUUAAAUCUUGAAAAAGGGAGGAUAAGAGAUGAGUUACAAAAUCAAAACGCCGAAACCUGUAACCUUACAAACAAGCUUGACCGUGAGAUUCACACUUUGAGAGCUCAGUUGGAAGCAGCCAAGUACGAGGUGAUCAAGUACUGUAUUGGUACACUUGUAUCCAUCUCAGCCGUUGGUCUUGCUGUCCUCCGGAUCGUCAUGUAACUUUAUCCCACGGUGUGCCGGUGUUAAGACCAACUCAUCAUCUUUGCUGUUUUUUUUUUAAUCACGGGAUGAUAUGUUGGUCUGUGCUUCCAUAUCUUGUUCAUUAUUUGUAUGUUUGAUGUAAUUUUAUUUCUUCUUUUUUUUUUUUUAUGUGAAAGAAAUAAAGACUAAUCCAGUCUACUAAAUUUGAACCCUUCACGUAAAUGAUGUACUUUCACGGGAAAAA
This is a messenger RNA of Camelina sativa (false flax), 1371 nucleotides long. RefSeq names its product protein FMP32, mitochondrial-like. NCBI's taxonomy places the organism in Eukaryota, Viridiplantae, Streptophyta, Magnoliopsida, Brassicales, Brassicaceae. The record is from RefSeq and is a predicted model, not a curated record. Gene Ontology annotation, cellular component: mitochondrion.